AUGGGUAAUUCAUCAUCAAACAAGAGCCCAACCCCUUCCACCUCGCAUUCAGAAAACAACAAGGACUAUAGCUUGCCAAACAGAAGAUUGGCCACAACCAAAACCACAUCAUUUUCCAAUACCCCUCCUCCCCGUCCUCCCCGUCCUGGGCCUGCAGCUCUCAGGGCAGCAUCACGGAGUGUGAGAAACUCUGCCAACAAACAUGUGGUCCCAGCACCAGCACCCACAUCACCUAAAAGGUCAUUUUCCAGUACCUCUCGUCACCAUCCUCAGCCUGCAACUCUCAGGCCAGCAUCACAGAGUGUGAGAAACUUUGCCAACAAACAUGUGGUCCCAGCACCAGCACCCACAUCACCUAAAAGGUCAUUUUCCAGUACCUCUCGUCACCAUCCUCAGCCUGCAACUCCCAGGCCAGCAUCACAGAGUGUGAGAAACUCUACCAAUAAAUAUGUGAUCCCAGCAGCAACAACAGCGAGGGAACCUGAGAACAUCACACCACGUCAAGGGCAGUUGAUUGCAAAGCUCUUGGUGUGUCCUCAGUACAGUGGACGAGGGUGUGUUGCUCAGCCUUGCAGGAGGCUUCACGUAUGCUACCACUGGGCCACCAAGACCUGCAACAGGAAGACAUGUAAGCAUGACCAUUCUCUGAACUCUCCACAUAACAGAAGGCUCCUUGAAGCAUCUCAAGGAAGGAAUAAUAUGAGACAUCUUGAAGUUUCUGGAAUCAUAAAAAAAGAUAAAGGGCCAUUGUCAAAAGAGAAGGGGCCACAAAUCUGUUCAUUUAAUGUUUUAAAGAGGUGCACCAGAGAUCCAUGCAACUUAGUCCAUUGUGCAAAGAAUUAUCUUUGGGAGGUACAAGACUGUAGUAAGUGGAUACAACUGUCCUAUAACCAGAGUGACUACCUGGAGGUGAUGUACAGUCAUCCCUCUGAGGAGUGUGUACCUCUCGUUCCUCUCAAGCCUUCUGUAUCCAACAACAGGAAUUUGAAGAGUCUUACCACCCUCCUUGCCAAAGAAGCUUCAUGGACUGUUGACCUGGAGGCAAUGAAGCUGAAAGGGGGGUGGUCGGUUCUUGACAUUCGAAGGCUUUCCACCACCUCAGAUAUCUCUUCUCAAAUCCCCGUGGCCACGCGCUGGAUCUGGUACUGGCAGGGGGAUGAUGGGUGCUGGAAGCCUUAUGGGGAGGGGGUCAUCAAUGGACAUUACUAUGUAGCUCUUGGAGACUGUUUAGAAUUCUUCCUGCGAAUAAGCAAGAUGAAGUUUGUGACAGUCAGUGUUGGCAGCUUUUGCUACUGUAUUGAUGGAGAGAAGAUGACCCAGACAAACAAAACCACUGACAGGGUACGCAACAUACGUAGGAGGCCAGCCUGCAGCUUAGUCAGCCAGGAGAGUGUUACAUUUGAUAAGUUGUUUCUGCCUCUCCCUGCCUCAAAGAAAUUCUUAAAGCUACCUGUGCUGCCACUGAGCUCAGAAUUCAUCUUUGUGGAGAACAUGCUGAAGCAGACUCUGACUGAGGUGAAAGUGUCAAGCAUGCACAGGGUUCAGAACGACCACCUAUGGAGGGUAUACCAGAACAAGAAACUCCUCCUCACCUCCCUUUACAAUGGAGACGUCACAGCAACCAAUGAGCAGUACCUAUUUCACGGCACUGGCCCUGAGGUCAUUGACCUCAUAUGCCAAGAGAACCUGGACUGGAAACUAUCUGGCACCAAUGUGGGCUGCUUGUAUGGCCAAGGGACUUACUUCUCCAACUUGGCAUCAUUAGCUCAUGAAUAUGCCAGGAGUGACAUGACAGGUAAAAGAAUGAUGCUGGUGGUACUGGUUGUGGUUGGGAAGAUGACCCGGGGCUGCAAAGAAAUGACUUUACCCCCUGAGAACAAAGCUUCUGGAAGGACCUAUGACACCACCUGUGACAAUGACACCAGCGCCACCAUCUUUGUCAAGUAUCACAAGGACGAGUACUACCCGGCCUAUGUGGUCAGGUACAGCUAUGACUCUUAUAUACAUAAAUCUUGUUGCUACUAGCAAACAGCUGUUAAGACUAACAUAUUCCUGUUAGCCUUAACAUUUUUCUGUUAAGCGCUAACAGAUAUUCACAAAGCUUGUUAAGGCCUUAACAGCACUGUUAGGGUAACAGCGGCAGGGAGCACUUUUACCGCUUAGCAAACAGCUGUUAGCAGGAUGGCUUACGUUCUUAUUGUAACUCCUCCCUUAUUUGUUGACCAUUUUUCUUCGUUCAAAAAGCAUUUUGAUCAGGAAAGAUAGGAUAUUAAGGCUUGCGCGGAUACAUAGAUGUGUUUGUUGGAUUUACGAAGAAAAUUAUGAUAUAGUUCCUCACGGAUAGAUACAAUAUGUUAGUGAAUCCUAAAAAAAAAUUACCGUUUUCUUCUGUAGCAGCGCGAGAGAAAGUUGAAGUUUCAUGAGGGACAAAAGAAUACCUACGAUAAAAACAAUGUGAAAACAUCUAUUGCAGCCAGUAAUUCCGCGAAAACUCAUGACAGGACUCAGGUGGUGAACAUAUAUAUAUUUUUAUUAAUAUUGACAUUGAAAUCAACAGAUUAAUGCAUAAAAACACUUGAGAUUGUCGAGAGUAUAGUACAGUUGGUGCCCCAGAGCCGAACUUAACAAAUAGCUGUUUGCUAGCUAACAGUUGCCAAGUUCCGCUUUGUGUAUACCUGUUAGCGUCUUACUGUUAACUAACAGAAAUUGUUAAGGCUAACAGAAAAGGUUUAUGUACUAUAUGAAUCAAUAUGUGCUUUUGUCAGGCUUAUCGCUGGGCUUGAACCCUGUCACCUGUUUUUAAUCUGCUUGAUCUGACCAGCCAGUAACAUCUGACAUCUCAAGUAAUGGACGGCAGACUCUUGAUUUUGCAGCGCCCUUGUCAUUAAGCCGCGAAUUUUGGAAAUUCAACCGCUUUGGUGCGAAUCGCCGGCCCAUAACUCCCUCAUUUCUGGGGCUACAGAAAUGUUUUUGGUAUCAAUCGACGGCAAAAUGAAAGGGCUAUAAUUUGAAAUAAGCCACAGGGCUCACAAACCGACUCGAAAGGGUAAAAAAUCGAAUAAAUUCGCAAAAAACGACUCUGAAAAAAACUAUUUUUGAGUUCCCAACCUUGAAACCCACUCAUUUUGAGGGAAUUUCAAAAAAACUUAUUUAACAAAGAAUUUAGCCCUACCAAUGUGCUUUCCAAUAUGAUGCACAGCACUUCCCUACUCCCAGUAAUUUCGUCGCUAGAGCUCGAAAUGUAAACCCUUUUGAGGGCGAUUUUGUCGAACUCCAGACACUUUGCCGUUUUUGUUUAGUGUGGCAUUACUAUUGCCUCUAGAAGGCUGUAAUUUGGCAUGUAGCCCUUACUGGCAAUUUAGUUUGACCAGCUUGAAGGAAUUUUUGAUAGCUCGAUUCCAAGUUUGUCGUCGAGCCGUCACAAAAUAGCCUGUUUUUCGGCCCUUUUGCCGCAAUUUGGUCACGUCCUAGUUUUUUGCUUAAAACUUUUUAUUUAUUUAUUUAGGGCUUCCCAAUUUUUUUUCUGAUUAUUAAUCUGUAUUAAUAGAGCUUUCAUUUGCCACCAAACACGCCUUCCUAGCUUCAGUAGUUUUUGCUCGAGCUUGACCAGAAGUCGCGACGAAAUAUUUUUAUAUAAUCAUUUCACUAUAUAAAUCAACCUAUAAUAAUCGCAUUAGUAUACAUGUUAUUUUUUUAUUUUAUUUAGUAUUCAACCCUUUUUCUUCACAUUUAUGAAUAAUACAUUUAA
Molecule: messenger RNA, 3748 nt
Organism: Eriocheir sinensis (Chinese mitten crab)
Lineage: Eukaryota; Metazoa; Arthropoda; Malacostraca; Decapoda; Varunidae
Product: protein mono-ADP-ribosyltransferase PARP12-like
Exons: 2
Coding region: 1-2025 (674 amino acids)
Molecular function (GO): NAD+ poly-ADP-ribosyltransferase activity
Source: RefSeq, a predicted model, not a curated record